AUGACGAGCGUGCAGGACCGACUCAAGGCGCGAUGGGCGAAGACCGGGGGCGGGCCCGAGCUGGAGGAGAGGCUCAAGGCUGCCAAAGCGGAGCUCGCUCGGCGCGAUAAGGUGGUCAAGGCCAAGGCGCUCGGCGUGACCCUCCCGGACAAAGUCGCGGCGCCGGUCGUCGAUCCCAAGACUCCCGAGAGGACGGGCGACGGUCAGGCCGAUUCGUCGACGCCCCCGCCGCCCAUAUCGGUCGAGGCCGUCAUCGAGGAGGCCAGACGUAAGACCAUCGCGGAAGUCGAGGCCGCGAUCAAGCAGGGAGACGCCCCGGCGUGGGCCCGGGGCGUCGACUCGGAAGACGAGGACGAGGAGAUCAAGGCGCUCGAGGCGGGAUGCCGCGAGGUGACGGCGUACGCCGCGCCCAAGCCGACGCUCCCGCCCGAUCGGCUGGACCCGUCGCACCCGCUGGUCAGGCUCAAGGAUGAGGGCAACCAAUCCAUGCGACGCGGCGACUUCGAACUCGCCGCGCAGUUGUACACCCAGGCGCUCCACCCGGGCGACAAACGGAAGACGACAAACGACAUCGACGGCGUCCUCUACUGCAACCGCUCCAAAGCGCGCAUGCAACUCGACGUCCCCGACCUCGAAGGCGCGCUCGCCGACGCCGACGCCGCGUGUAAGCUCUGCCCGGAUUGGCCCAAGCCCAGGGCGAGGCUCGCCGAGGCUAACCUCGCGUUGGGUUUUUAUCGCGGCGCGAUGAUCGCGUGCCGCGACGGCGAGCGAUGCGAGAAACGCGUCAACGACCACUCGAAAUCGUUCGUCCCCCUCAUGGACCGCGUCGCGAUGAGAGCCGCGAGGGAAGGGUCCCUCGCCGGGUUCGACGGCAGGGUGAUUUACGUGCGGAGCGCGGGGGAGGAGGCGUGGCUCGGGAAGGAGGCUCCCGAAAACGCCGGCUUCGACGUCAUAGACCGCGACCCCUUCUCUAACGACACCAUCGACCCGUCGAAGCACCCAGACUUUGCACCCGGCCGCGAGGUGAACAGGCCGAUCCACGCCAGGUGUUUGCGGGACGCGUGCGAGAUCUGCGAGGACGGGGACAGGAUAUUGAUCCUGCGGGGCGUUCACAACGGCCUCGGCGCCGCGUGCGAGAUUCGAAAAAGGGUGUUGAUUCGCGGCGAGGGCGCGUUUCGCGAAGCCGUCAUCGACGCGAGGAACAACUCGCCCAUAUUCCGCAUACACAGGCCGUGCGUCAUCCAAAACCUCGACAUCGACUUCACCGGGUUCUCCGAGGCUGUUCGCGUGGAAGGUAAGCCGAGUAAUAAUCCCCUGAUUGAGCACGCGUGGAUCGCGUGCAGCGGCGACUUUGGCGUCGUCGUCGCGGGCGAAUCCGCUCCGACGUUUCGCAACUGCAAGAUCAAGGGGAAACGCGGCGGGAUGCGUUUCAUGCAGGACUGCGCGCCGGACAUCGUCGACUGCGUCGUGAAGGACUGCGAGGAAGGCGCGGGGGUGUACGCGUACGAUCGAUGCACGCCGCAUCUUCGCGACUGCGUCAUCGAGAACAACGAUCACGAGGGCGCCGUCGUCAUGAACCGGGCGGUGAUGACGCUCACCAACUGCCACGUCCGGGAUAACCGAGCGCCGGCGUGCGAGGCGACGCACGAGGGCAAGUUCAUACUCGACAGGUGUCACGUGCACGAGAACGUGGGCGGGAUCUGGCUCUGGGAGAAGGGAACGUGCGACGUUCGCGCCACCGUCGUCAUCGAGAAGACCGCGCCGGCUGUGCUCUGCGACCCGGGCGCCGAUACCAAGCCCAAGUUUGGCCGCGGAACCAUCAUCCACGGGUUCGUCAUGGCCAACGACGAAGCGCUCAAAAAGCUCACGCCCGCGCGGGGCGUCCAAUGGCAGAAGCCGGAGGCUGCGCCCUCGCUUCCGGGUGAGGUUGGAGCGUUCAAGUUCGAGUACAACAUGUUCACACGCAAGCAAUAA
Molecule: messenger RNA, 1974 nt
Organism: Micromonas commoda
Lineage: Eukaryota; Viridiplantae; Chlorophyta; Mamiellophyceae; Mamiellales; Mamiellaceae
Exons: 1
Coding region: 1-1974 (657 amino acids)
Molecular function (GO): Hsp90 protein binding
Source: RefSeq, a predicted model, not a curated record